UUAGCAGCAGGCGCAUUUUAUUUACAAAAGUAAUUGAAACAUAAACGUUUAUGUGAAUAAUGUCGAAUGACAAGCGAACCGUUUAUGUUGGUGGCCUGGCCGACGAGGUCACAGAAAGGUUGCUGAACAAUGCGUUUAUACCAUUCGGUGAUAUUGCGGAUAUUCAAAUGCCGGUCGACUACGAGUCGCAAAAGCAUCGGGGAUUCGCCUUUAUUGAGUACGAGAACUAUGAAGAUGCCGCCUCUGCCAUCGACAACAUGAAUGAUUCAGAGCUAUGCGGCCGUACGAUACGUGUCAACUUAGCAAAACCUGUGCGCGUCAAGGAGGACAGCUUCAAGCCGGUCUGGGCGGAUGAUGACUGGCUGCAGAAGCAUGCGGGCGCCACACUAGAACCCGAGGGUGAGACAGAAGCAGAUAAGGACAAGGUGGAGACGCCGUCAACGGGGCCGGCGGUUAUUGAGAAGUCGGAAAAGCGCAAUCCCCAGGUGUUCUUCGACAUACGCAUUGGCGGCAAUGAUGCUGGACGCAUUGUCAUGCUGUUGCGCGCCGAUGUGGUGCCCAAGACGGCAGAGAACUUUCGCCAGCUGUGCACGCACGAGCAGGGCUACGGCUACAAGGGCUGCAUAUUCCAUCGCAUUAUUCCAGAAUUUAUGUGCCAGGGCGGAGAUUUCACAAAUCACAACGGCACCGGUGGCAAAUCGAUUUAUGGCAAGAAGUUUAACGACGAGAACUUCAAUCUAAAACACAACAGCUUCGGCACGUUAUCCAUGGCGAAUUCAGGUCCCAACACAAAUGGCUCACAGUUCUUCAUAUGCACCACAAAAACCGACUGGCUCGAUAACAAGCACGUGGUCUUUGGGCAUGUGAUUAGCGGCGCGGACGUUGUGCGCAAGAUGGAACGAUGCGGCAACAAGUCAGGCACACCUUCCCAAAAAAUCAUCAUCUAUGCCUGCGGUGAACUUAAGUGAAAGGCUGGCUUAA
Molecule: messenger RNA, 981 nt
Organism: Drosophila novamexicana
Lineage: Eukaryota; Metazoa; Arthropoda; Insecta; Diptera; Drosophilidae
Gene: cyp33
Product: peptidyl-prolyl cis-trans isomerase E
Exons: 4
Coding region: 60-968 (302 amino acids)
Biological process (GO): protein peptidyl-prolyl isomerization; protein folding
Cellular component (GO): intracellular membrane-bounded organelle
Molecular function (GO): peptidyl-prolyl cis-trans isomerase activity; RNA binding
Source: RefSeq, a predicted model, not a curated record